This is a messenger RNA of Symsagittifera roscoffensis, 519 nucleotides long. RefSeq lists its product as uncharacterized. NCBI's taxonomy places the organism in Eukaryota, Metazoa, Xenacoelomorpha, Acoela, Convolutidae. The record is from RefSeq and is a predicted model, not a curated record. Bases 1 to 519 code for a protein of 172 amino acids. Gene Ontology annotation, biological process: DNA integration. The transcript has a single exon. Gene Ontology annotation, molecular function: nucleic acid binding.
AUGUGCCAGGACCAAUCAGCCGACGCCUUCAUCAAUAGCUUACGACGAUUCUUCGCCCGCAGAGGACAACCAGCCAAAAUUGUUUCUGAUAAUGGUACAAAUUUCACCGCAGCCGAAAAAGAACUCAACAGACACUUCGACGCCGAUGUUACACGAAAGUUCUUUGCCAACCAUCAGAUUGAAUGGACCUUCAACCCUGCCUAUGCUCCUCAUUUCGGAGGUGUAUGGGAACGACUCAUAAGAUCAGUCAAACACUCGUUCUAUGUCAUCAUAGGAAGCCAGAUUCUAACAGACGACAUAUUCAACACCGUUCUUUGCGAAGUUGAACACUUCAUGAACGCAAGACCCAUCACUACAGUUUCAGCAUCGCCCGAUGAUGUUGAAGCCCACACCCCAAAUCAUUUUCUUCUCGGGAGUCGCAUGCCAGCAUGCCACCUCUACAAACCCAACAGCCCUCAACACUCAGUCGACAAUGGAAACUCGCCCAACAACUCGCAACCCAUAUUUGGAAACGCUUGA